This is a messenger RNA of Candidozyma pseudohaemuli, 2025 nucleotides long. RefSeq names its product beclin 1. Gene Ontology annotation, biological process: autophagy; autophagosome assembly; cellular response to nitrogen starvation. Gene Ontology annotation, cellular component: phosphatidylinositol 3-kinase complex, class III, type I; phosphatidylinositol 3-kinase complex, class III, type II; phagophore assembly site. NCBI's taxonomy places the organism in Eukaryota, Fungi, Ascomycota, Pichiomycetes, Serinales, Metschnikowiaceae. The record is from RefSeq and is a predicted model, not a curated record. The transcript is spliced from 2 exons. Bases 1 to 2025 code for a protein of 674 amino acids.
AUGCUGGCGGGGAUGGACCUCUUCGACAAGAAAUUGGAGCUUCUCCAGCUCUACUACCCCGGCUACUCCGCGUCUGUGCUCAGCGAAAUCUUGCGUGGUUGCCAUGGAGACGUUGCCCAGGCCAGAAAGCUCAUUGAUGGGCCUGCAAAGCUGAAGGCUCCAGUGCAGCGCACCCUUCCGGUGAAACGCAAGGCCGAGCCUUUAGCCCCAGACGCCCAGAAGCGCACCGCACAGGGCCCCUUCCACAGAACAAUCACCCUCAACACGCCUGACGAUGUCAACGAGCACUUGGGUUGCUAUGCGCUGCUUCAUCUCAAUUUUUUCCCUCAGGAGCUUGCAGACGGCUUGCUACACGAGCUUGUCUCGUCUAAAAACAAGUUCCAUUCUAGGCAAUUUUAUCUUUUUGGCAAUUUAUGUCAGCUGAACAUGAUGGUGGCUCCGUUUGCAGCCCGCGACAACGACUGCCCUGCCUUGGUGUACAAUGGGCUCGCGGUAGGAGGCUCUGCUGGGCCUCAUGAGUACACACACCGCUUCGAUCUGGCUGCGAAACGCUUGGAAACCUGGAUGAAUGAGACGGUGAUCCCCGGAUCGAAACGGCUUCCUUUUCAGCGGAAAGAUCGCUGGAAAGCCGGCUUUUGCGUGGUAAACAUGUACGAGAAAUUGAACAAUCACUUGGACUGGCAUCUGGACAGACUUUCCAGCAUCGGUCCGCAUAACUUCAUAGCAUCGGUGCUGCUUGGGCUGACGCGAUACAUUCCCCAUGAUAGACUCCAAUUGCUAGAGGAAGCGCUAAGCAGCACUAGCGAUGCUGCAAUCUAUAAGAAUGGAAGUAACUUGGUGCAAGAAAAGCCACUGUCGUACGACUCCAAGCAUUCGUAUGUCUACGUUUCUGAUCACGAGGAUGAACCUGAGGAGAGUGACAGACAAGGAUCCAAAAGCCCUGACCACGAGGAACAGCUUCCUGAUUUCUCAAGAAUCAAGUCACUAGGACUAGUGUUUGACAUAUUGUCGCAAAACCAAGAUGUUUCUCACCCAAUGAGCUCAGAGUGUGCUCAGCUACUUAUCAAUAACUACAAAUUCAAGUUUGAUCAAAGCCAACGCGAGAAGGAGUACUACAUUUCGUUUUUGAAGAAACUAAGGGAGAGGGAGAAUAACUUUUCAGCAACUGCAGAGGCUGAGACAGACACAAAAUUGGCGGAAACAGCCCAGGAGUUACUCCUGCUUCAUGAUCUAGAACGUAACAAGCUCGAGGAACUCGAGGAGUUGGAGAAGACGUACGAGGAUUUGCAAAGUCAGCUAAGUGAACUAGAUGAACAGCUUGAACAACUCAAUUCAGAGAGCCUCAAUGACGUACUCCGACUCAAAAACACACUUACAAUGGAUCUCUCGCAGAAGCAGAGCCACCUCGACCAUUCCAAAGCAUUGUACCAGAAGCAGCUAGACCACCUAGACUCCCUACGCACGAUAAAUAUCUUCAAUCGCUUAUUCCAAAUUCUGUUUGACGGGAGCGAACCCUGCGGCAGAAUAAAUGGGUUCCGGCUCGGUCACAAGAUGCCCUGGCCAGAGAUCAACGCUGCACUUGGCCAAAUUGCUCACCUUCUCAAAUUCCUCAUGACAAGGUUGAAGGUUGAUGUCGAUGGUUACAAGCUAGUGGCUAUGGGCUCGAAAUCGUACCUCGUGAAGACGUCAAGACAUGCCCCCGAAGAAGGCCGCAGCCAGAAUUCACCCGUUCUACAGCUACACUCGACCAAUGAGUUUACUCUUGGCAAGCUCUUUAACUUCAACAAACUCGAUGUGUCGAUGAUCGCUUUGCUAGACAUUGCAAGCCAGCUUGAGGCGAAGAUCACCGAGUAUGAUGAGGAGUUUGAGCUCCCGUACCCAAUUGCACCAAACCACGACAAGAUCGGAGGGAAAAGUAUCCGUGUCACGCUGAACAACCGCUGGACGGAGGCGUGCCGGUUCUUUUUGACGGACUUGUCGUGGAUGCUCACCUUUGCCAGCGCAAGAGGCGACACGUCUACAUAG